Molecule: messenger RNA, 465 nt
Organism: Aspergillus puulaauensis
Lineage: Eukaryota; Fungi; Ascomycota; Eurotiomycetes; Eurotiales; Aspergillaceae
Exons: 1
Coding region: 1-465 (154 amino acids)
Source: RefSeq, a predicted model, not a curated record
AUGGUGCUUGCUAGAAGUGCUCGUUUUGAACCACUCAUCUCGUCCGUCCUCGACCAGCCGGGGAUAUUAGGACGUCUGGCUAAGUUGAAGCUGAGACGAGAGGCAUCCUCCCACGAACCAAGCCUCCGUCGGUGUCUGGGACACCAUGGCGUCUUCAGAAAAUGUAUGACGGCCGCAAGUCAGGAGGAUUCCUCCACACAACCUGGCCCAUUCCAGGCCGACCCUCACAAAACACCACCCAAGACACGACAUGCCUCCGAGACUACCACUCUUCGAUCUCAGAUUGCCAUUGCCAUCAAAGGCAUGGUUCGUCGCAGCUCCUCUUCCGUACCACUUGAUGGGAGCAGCGAGUUGUCACGCAUGCAGGCUCGUGGAACUACAAAGCCUCCCAGCGUGGCUCCGCAGAUAGGACACAAUCCUUUUUCGCGGCUAAAGCAAAGGAUCUAUGACAAGGCUGUUGGUUGA